AUGUCUGGAAAGUGUGCUGUCGUGUGUGUGUUGUUGCUGAGUCUGGUGGAGGCAGCUCCCGUACUAAAAUGCCGGUGGAGCUAUGAGAAAUACUACCAAACAUCUCUCAGGCUCUUGGACCGGAUGGCUGCUAAUGCCACCGAGGAUGUGGAGAACCCUCUGCCUUUUCCCAAGGACGAGUACGAGCUGGAGUCCAAACACUCCGUUGAGCAUCGUCUGACUUUCGUGGCUCAUCUCCUGCACGAGGUGCAGGAUCUGUUUGACCAUGAAAACAUUUCUUCUGCAUCCUGGGAUGAAACAACGCUGGAGCACUUUCUCGCAGUCGUCUACAGGGAGAGAGUUGACCUGCAGGACUGCAUCGCACUGAUGGACAAACUACACAACGGGAGUGAGAAGAAGAGCAAAAACCAACCUUUGCGAAAGUAUUUCAAGGAACUGUCACGCAUGGUUCUGGAAGAAAAGGAGUACAGUGCGGAGGCCUGGGAGAUGAUCAGGAAGGAAGUCAAGUUGCAUCUUUUCCGUGCCACCCAGCUCAUUCCAUCCAAGAUUUAA
Messenger RNA from Nerophis lumbriciformis (worm pipefish), 552 nucleotides. The record is from RefSeq and is a predicted model, not a curated record. Lineage: Eukaryota; Metazoa; Chordata; Actinopteri; Syngnathiformes; Syngnathidae.